This is a messenger RNA of Varanus komodoensis (Komodo dragon), 2373 nucleotides long. RefSeq names its product cadherin-18. Gene Ontology annotation, cellular component: catenin complex; plasma membrane; adherens junction. Gene Ontology annotation, biological process: cell-cell junction assembly; cell morphogenesis; calcium-dependent cell-cell adhesion. Gene Ontology annotation, molecular function: cadherin binding; calcium ion binding. The record is from RefSeq and is a predicted model, not a curated record. The transcript has 11 exons. The coding region runs from base 1 to 2373 and encodes 790 amino acids. NCBI's taxonomy places the organism in Eukaryota, Metazoa, Chordata, Lepidosauria, Squamata, Varanidae.
AUGAGAAUUACGAGCACAUCUUGCAUCUGUCCAGUCCUAGUUUGUCUCUGUUUUGUGCAGAGGUGUUAUGGAACUGGGCAUCAUGGCUCCAUCAAGGUGACACGAAACCAAACAAAACAUAUAGAAGGAGAAACGGAAGUGCAUCAUCGCCCAAAACGUGGAUGGGUGUGGAACCAGUUCUUUGUUUUAGAAGAACACAUGGGACCAGAUCCACAGUAUGUUGGAAAGCUGCACUCCAAUUCUGACAAAGGCGAUGGAUCGGUCAAGUACAUCCUUACAGGUGAAGGUGCUGGGACUAUCUUUAUUAUUGAUGACACAACAGGAGACAUCCAUUCAACCAAAAGUCUAGACCGGGAGAAGAAGACACACUAUGUGCUGCAUGCCCAGGCAAUUGACAGACGGACCAACAAGCCACUUGAGCCUGAGUCAGAGUUUAUUAUCAAAGUACAAGACAUCAAUGACAAUGCACCAAAAUUUACAGAUGGACCUUACAUCGUUACUGUGCCAGAGAUGUCUGAUAUGGGUACCUCAGUCCUUCAGGUUACAGCUACAGAUGCAGAUGACCCCACCUAUGGAAACAGUGCCCGGGUAGUGUACAGUAUUCUUCAGGGACAGCCAUAUUUCUCUGUUGACCCUAAAACAGGAGUCAUCAGAACAGCCUUGCAUAACAUGGACAGGGAAGCCAGAGAGCAUUAUUCAGUCGUCAUUCAAGCCAAAGAUAUGGCUGGACAAGUUGGGGGGCUGUCAGGAUCUACCACUGUAAAUAUAACCCUCACGGAUGUCAACGACAAUCCCCCCAGGUUUCCUCAGAAACAUUAUCAGCUCUAUGUUCCUGAGUCGGCACAAGUUGGCUCUGCAGUAGGCAAGAUCAAGGCCAAUGAUGCAGACAUGGGCUCAAAUGCAGACAUGAAAUACACCAUCAUAAACGGGGAUGGAGCUGCAGUGUUUGCCAUAUCAACUGACAAAGAAACACGGGAAGGAAUUCUCUCCUUGAAAAAGCCACUCAACUAUGAAAAAAAGAAAUCCUAUACUCUUAAUAUAGAAGGAGCAAAUACCCACCUCGAUUUCCGCUUCUCACACUUAGGACCUUUUAAAGAUGUAACUAUGUUGAAGAUCAUUGUUGGGGAUGUGGAUGAGCCUCCACUCUUCACUCUGCCUUCCUAUGUCAUGGACGUUUAUGAAAAUGCCAAGAUUGGGACUGUUGUGGGCACAGUAACAGCACAAGAUCCAGAUGGUGCUAACAACUUAGUAAGAUAUUUCAUUGAGCACAAAACAGAAGAGGAUAACUAUUUUACCAUUGAUGCAAAUACUGGGACCAUUAAGACUGCCAAGGUCUUUGACAGAGAAGAAACCCCUUGGUAUAACAUCACAGUCACUGCUACUGAAAUGGAAAGCCCUGGCCUCCUGAGCCAUGUCCCUGUUGGAGUUAAAAUUCUUGACAUCAAUGACAACCCUCCAGAGCUUGCUGGAGAUUAUGAUGUAGUUGUUUGUGAGAAUGCAAAACCAGGCCAGGUUAUUCAGACAAUCAGUGCCACUGACAGAGAUGACUUUGCAAAUGGACAGAGAUUCCAUUUUUCUCUAGACAACAAUUUUUCUUUGAAUCCCAACUUUACAUUAAAGGACAAUGAAGAUAACACAGCCAAUAUUCUGACGCGGCGGCGGCGAUUUAGUCGAACCACCCAGGAUGUGUAUUACCUGCCAAUUUUGAUCUCGGAUGGAGGGGUCCCUUCUCUUAGCAGCAGCAGCACCCUUGUGAUACGAGUAUGUGCCUGCGAAAGGGAUGGACGGGUACGGACCUGCCAUGCAGAAGCGUUUCUCUCCUCUGCUGGACUGAGCACAGGAGCCUUAAUUGCCAUCCUGCUGUGUGUCAUCAUUCUCUUGGCAAUAGUGGUUCUUUUCAUCACUCUAAGACGCAGCAAAAAGGAGCCUUUGAUCAUUUCGGAGGAGGACGUCCGGGAAAAUGUUGUCACCUAUGAUGACGAGGGUGGAGGUGAGGAAGACACUGAGGCUUUUGACAUCACUGCUUUGCGGAACCCAUCAGCUGCCGAAGAACUGAAGUAUCGAAGAGAUGUUCGGCCUGAAACAAAGCCCACACCCAGGCAUCCCACUUCAUCUAGCCUUGACAGCAUAGAUGUCCAUGAAUUCAUUAAGCAAAGACUGGCAGAAGCAGACCUGGAUCCCAGUGUGCCCCCUUAUGAUUCACUACAGACAUAUGCAUAUGAAGGCCAAAGGUCAGAAGCUGGUUCUAUCAGCUCUUUGGAUUCAGCUACCACACAUUCUGAUCAGGAUUAUAAUUACCUUGGUGACUGGGGACCAGAGUUUAAGAAGCUUGCCGAACUUUAUGGAGAAAUAGAAUCUGAAAGAACAAAUUAA